Trifolium pratense (red clover) is the source of this 1588-nucleotide messenger RNA. Its product is annotated as receptor-like protein 51. The coding region runs from base 153 to 1430 and encodes 425 amino acids. The transcript has a single exon. The record is from RefSeq and is a predicted model, not a curated record. Gene Ontology annotation, molecular function: protein binding. NCBI's taxonomy places the organism in Eukaryota, Viridiplantae, Streptophyta, Magnoliopsida, Fabales, Fabaceae.
AAUCUUUGCACACACUCUAACAUCUCUCACUUUUCCAACCUUUGCUUCCAUACUUCUUAGUUCUUUCUCUUUAUCCCACACUCUCUCUAUCUCUCUUCAAUCCUUCACUUUCUCUCAGUUCUGCUUGUGCAAGUGUUACCUAACAUCAAACUAUGAAACCAACACCGCCACCUCCAUUACUUCCCAUUCUCCUCUUAUUCAUCUUCUCCCUCUUCCCCACUAUUAUCACCUCAGUUUCUCUACCACUUCCACCAACAUCAUCACCUUCUUCACCUUCCACUUCAACUCUUGACCCAAACCAACUCAAAGCCCUUCAAUCCCUCAACAUCCCCACAUCAAAAGACCCUUGCAUCCAACCAUCCUUCCACAAUGCCACACAAUGUGACUCAUCAAAACCCUUUCGCCACCUUCUUUCCCUAACCCUUUCCAACUGCUCAACCUCCAUUUCUCUCUCCUACAAUGCCCUCAAAUCCCUCUCCACACUCCAAUCACUUCACUUCCUUAACUGCCCUAUUGCUCCCAUUCAUUUCCCUCCUCAACUCACAUACUCUCUCCUCUCCUUCACUUCCAUCAACAGCCUCCAUAAGAUCUCAGGAGUAUGGCUCUCUCACCUAGCAAAUCUCACUGAUCUCACUGUCUCAAAUACCCCAAUUAAAGCUUCUGGUCCUUAUGUUAUCCUUGCUCACAUGAAAAAGCUCAAAACUUUAACCAUUUCCAAUACUAACCUCACUGGCUUUCUUCCAAAAUUCAUCCAUUCCAACCUUACCCAUAUAGAUUUUUCAUCUAACAAUCUCAAAGGAAACAUACCCUCUUCCAUAACCAUGCUUGAUAGCCUAGAAAGUUUGAAUCUUUCUUCAAAUGGGUUCAAGGGUGAGAUACCCUCUUCAUUAGAGAACUUAAUUUCCCUUAAAAAUCUUUCCUUGGCUUCAAAUUCAUUUUCUGGUUCUAUCCCAGAUUCAAUUUCUGCUAUACCUGAUUUGUUUCACUUGGAUCUGAGUUCAAACCAGCUCAAUGGGACAAUUCCAAAGUUCAUUUCAGAAAUGAAGAAUCUCAAAUACUUGAAUCUUGCUAACAAUAAUCUUCAUGGAGUUGUGCCAUUCAAUUUGACAUUUAUCAAAAGAUUGACAAUAUUUAAGGUUGUUGGGAAUAGUAACUUGUGUUAUAAUCAUUCUGUUCUGUCUUCAAAAUUGAAGCUUGAGAUUGCUCCUUGUGAUAAGUAUGGAAUGCCAAUGUCUCCACCACCUUCUAAGGAUUCUUCUGAAGAUGAUAGUAGUGAUGAUGAUUCAGAUUAUGGUGAUGAUGAUGAUGGUAGCAUCCAUAAAAGAGAACAUCAUGGGCCAAAUAAAUUUGUUCUUGGGGUGGCAAUUGCUCUUUCUUCAAUUGUCUUUCUGAUUGUGUUCCUAAUCCUAUGUUCAAAAUGCUGUCGUUGAAGAAACACUUUUGUUUUUUUACUUUAUAGAAUUUUGGUUAGGAAAAUUGAUCAUUUUAAUUGGUGCUUGUUUAAUUAAUUAUACAAUGGUGGUGAUUGCCAAAGACAAAAUGAAAAUAUGAUUUUUAGUUUAGUUUUGUUUGGGUGAUAGUAUAUGAA